CUACAGCUGCUCCAACAACAACUACAGCUGCUCCCACCACAACUACUAUUGCUCCCACAACUACUACAGCUUCACCCACAACAUCUACAGAUGCUCCCACCACAACUACUGCUGCUCCCACAACUACUACAUCUUCACCCACAAUAACUACAGCUUCUCCCACCACAACUACUGCCGCACCCACAACUACUUCUGCUCCCACUACAACUUCUGCUGCACCCACAACAACCACAGCUGCACCCACAACAACUACAGCGCGAUCAGUGACAAGGCUGCUGACUUUUAGGUCUCCUGGAGAGACCUUUACAAUUGAUUUGCUCAACUCGUCUUCAACAGCAUUCAUAAACCGAGCUGAACUUUUAAAUUCCACGCUUCAUCCUCUCUACUGGCACUUUUCUUCUUCGUUCAUCGAUUUAACAGUGACUUCAUUCAGCAAUGGCUCUAUUAUCAACAACAUGAUACUUCAGUACACAUCAGCAUCUGCUCCUAAUGGUUCCCAAAUUGCACAAGUUUUGGUCAACGCAGCUUCAGACAUCACUGACUUCUCCAUUGAUACUACUAGUAUUUCAGUGGAUGGAACACCCACCGCAACAACUGCUCCAACUACUACAUCCACUACAACUACAGCUCCAACUACUAUGACUGCUACAACCACAACCACUACAACUAAAGCUCCAACCACUACGACUGCUAAAACCACAACCGCUACAACCACUGCUUCAACCACUAUUCCUACAACCACAACCGCUACAACCACUGUUACAACCACAACUCCUACAACCACAACCGCUACAACCACUGCUCCAACCACAACUCCUACAACCACCACCACUACAACUAAAGCUCCAACCACUACAACUGCUCCAACCACUACGACUGCUAAACCCACAACUGCUACAACCACUGCUCCAACCACUACUCCUACAACCACUGCUCCAACCACUACUCCUACAACCACUGCUCCAACCACUACUCCUACAACCACAACCGCUACAACCACUGCUCCAACCACAACUCCUACAACCACAACCGCUACAACCACUGCUCCAACCACUACGAUUGCUACAACCACAACCGCUACAACCACUGCUCCAACCACUACAACUGCUACAACCACAACCGCUACAACCCCUGCUCCAACCACAACUCCUACAACCACCACCACUACAACCACUACAACUAAAGCUCCAACCACUACGACUGCUAAGACCACAACCACUACAACCACUGCUCCAACCACAACUCCUACAACCACAACCACUAAAACUGCUCCAACCACAACUGCUCCAACCACUACUCCUACAACCACUACAACUACAGCUCCAACCACUACAACUGAAGCUACAACCACAGCUACUACAACCACUGCUUCAACCACUACAACUAGUACCCCUUCAACAACAGAAGCCCCAUCUUUAAAUACAACAGUUUCUCAAAAUUCAACAACAAAUGUAUCAACACCUACCACAGUUAAACCAACAACAACAAGAAUCCCAACUGUGGAGCAAACAGUGACAAGGCUGCUGACUUUUAGGUCUCCUGGAGAGAUCUUUACUAUUGAUUUGCUCAACUCGUCCUCAACAGCAUUCAUAAACCGAGCUGCGCUUUUAAAGUCCACGCUUGAACGUCCCUACAGCCAAUUUUUUUCUUCGUUCAACGAUUUAACAGUGACUUCAUUCAGCAAUGGCUCUAUCAUCAACAACAUGACACUUCGGUUCGCUUUUGCAUCUGCUCCUAAUGGUUCCCAAAUUGCACAAGUUUUGAUCAACGCAGCUUCAGACAUCACUGCCUUUACCAUUGAUACUACUAGUAUUUCAGUGGAUGGAACAUCCACCUCAACAACUGCUCCAACUAUUACAUCCACUACAACUACAGCUCCAACUACUAUUACUGCUCCAACCACAACUCCUACAACCACAAUUGCUACAACCACUACAACUAAAGCUCCAACCACAACUCCUACAACCACCAUCACUACAACCACUGCUCCAACCACAACUCCUACAACCACCAACACUACAACCACGACAACUAACGCUCCAACCACUACAACUGCUACAACCACAACCACUACAACUAAAGCUACAACCACUACAACUGCUAAAACCACAACUACUACAACCACUGCUUCAACCACUACAACUACAACUGAAUCUCCUCCUCCAGUGUUUGUUGUUGCAGCAACCGUGGUCCAACCAUAUGUUCCACAGUAUAAUGACAGAAACAGCAAAGAGUUCAAGGAACUAGAAGUAAAAGUGAUAGCAGUGUACGAUAUCAUAUAUAGAGCAAGAUUUGGAAUUUUCUUUGUUCGAAGUUAUAUCAUUGCAUUUAGACCCGCUAUAACCAGGUUCCGAAUGAACGGUACUCAAGCAGAGGUUGGGGUUGAGUUCAAUAGAACCACACCAGUAGAGACAAUUCCAAAGGCUGAAACUGUUCAAGAAGUAUUAGUGGAGGCUGUGAAAAACCCUAACAUCACCUUUAAUGUGACCUUUGAGGAGAAUUCUAUCGAAGUAAUACGUACGCCUUCAACAACUGAAGCCCCUGCUUUUAAUACAACAGUUUCUCAAAAUUCAACUACAAAUGUAUCAAUACCUACCACAGUUAAACCAACAACAACAACAACAACAACAACAACAAUAACAACAACAACAAUACCAACUGUGGAGCAAACAGUGACAAGGGUGCUGACUUUUAGGUCUCCUGGAGAGACCUUUACAGUUGAUUUGCUCAACCCGUUUUCAACAGCAUUCAUAAACCGAGCCGCACUUUUGAAGUCCACGCUUGAACCUUUCUACAGGCAAUCGUUUUCUUCAUUCCGCGAUUUAACAGUGACUUCAUUCAGCAAUGGCUCUAUCAUCAACAACAUGAUUCUCCGAUUUGCAUCUACAUCUGUUCCUGAUGGCUCCCAAAUUGCACAAGUUUUGAUCAACGCAGCUUCAGACAUCAAUGCCUUCACCAUUGACACCACGAAUAUUUCAGUGGAUGGAACACAAGCGUCAAAUGGAGUGAGCCACAAGAUCAGUCUCAUCACAGCAUUCUGCACGGUUCUGUUGUCCUGGUUGUUGUCCAGCCAGCACUAACAUCUCUGUUGAUUUCUAGUGGAUAUUGUGUAUAAAAAGGUUGUUUUAGCUGGAAACCAAAAGGUCCUUUAAAAAGGCAUUUUUUUCUAAUGAGAAAUAAUUAUCCAAACAACAUUUUAUAAGAAUGUUUCAGUAAGUAUUCAAUUAAAAACUUUAAUAUUUGUAAAAGCACAAUUUUUACUAAUCAUUGGUACUAAAUUGUUAGUAUGUUUUUUAUCUGAUUGUUGAAAACCUGGAUCCAGUCCAUGCAGAAAACAUCUUUUGUACUUAUCACUUCCUUGGAAGGCUAUGACAUUAAGUAACGUGAAAUUUAAAGAUUAUUAUCUCAAAGCCAUGGUAAUUCAGGCUUAUAUAAGUUUGAUCGUCGUGUUUGUUAUCAUGUAUAAUUAAUUUAAGUAUUAAAGAAGGAAUGAUCUUAAUGGCAGUUUAGCUGGUGGAAAUGUCCAGGUAAACACUGAGGAUAUCUCUACAAAUUAUUUCCGUGGGAUAAAUGAAAUUUAGAAUGUCUGAACAGUGACCCAAGUGAUUUAUCUAGUGUUUCUUUUUUAAACACAUUUAUUGUAUCGGCUGUUUCUGUGUUUAUGAUUCUUUUAAGUGUUAUUUAAGCUUUUUCAGUGUAACUAUGUUAGAAAUGUAAAUUGAGAAGGACAUAAAAAUCAAAUAUUUAAUCUAAAUUUUGAGAUUAAAUUAAUAUUAAAUUAAAUAUGAGAAUAUUUUAAUAUUUAUUUUCAGGGAAUAAGGUGUGUAAAAGUGUAUGAAAUACAACAUACCUGUUUCGA
This is a messenger RNA of Fundulus heteroclitus (mummichog), 3859 nucleotides long. RefSeq names its product integumentary mucin C.1. The record is from RefSeq and is a predicted model, not a curated record. Bases 456 to 3080 code for a protein of 874 amino acids. NCBI's taxonomy places the organism in Eukaryota, Metazoa, Chordata, Actinopteri, Cyprinodontiformes, Fundulidae. The transcript is spliced from 15 exons.